This is a messenger RNA of Hipposideros armiger (great roundleaf bat), 658 nucleotides long. RefSeq names its product calcium and integrin binding family member 3 (gene CIB3). Bases 11 to 574 code for a protein of 187 amino acids. Gene Ontology annotation, molecular function: magnesium ion binding; calcium ion binding. The transcript has 6 exons. Gene Ontology annotation, biological process: calcium ion homeostasis. Lineage: Eukaryota; Metazoa; Chordata; Mammalia; Chiroptera; Hipposideridae. The record is from RefSeq and is a predicted model, not a curated record.
GGCCUUCACCAUGGGCAACAAGCAGACAGUCUUCACUCAUGAGCAGCUGGAAGCAUAUCAGGACUGUACCUUCUUCACGAGGAAGGAAAUCAUGAGGCUCUUCUAUCGCUACCAGGACCUGGCCCCCCAGCUUGUCCCCCUCGACUAUACCAACUGCCCUGACGUGAAGGUGCCGUAUGAGCUCAUUGGCAGCAUGCCUGAGCUGAAGGACAACCCGUUCCGCCAGAGAAUCGCCCAAGUCUUCUCCGACGAUGGGGAUGGCCACAUGACCUUGGACAACUUCCUGGAUAUGUUUUCUGUGAUGAGCGAAAUGGCUCCCCGUGACCUCAAAGCUUACUAUGCUUUUAAAAUCUAUGACUUUAACAACGAUGACUACAUCUGUAUGUGGGACCUGGAGCAGACGGUGACCAAGUUGACACGGGGGGAGCUGAGUGCUGAGGAGGUGACCCUGGUAUGCGAAAAGGUGCUGGAUGAGGCCGAUGGGGACCACGACGGGCGACUGUCCCUGGAAGACUUCCAGAACAUGAUCCUGCGGGCCCCCGACUUCCUCAGCACCUUCCACAUCCGCAUCUGAAGGCACCACUGAGGAGCGCAGGGCGACCCCUCACCCCACCAUGGAAUCUGGGCUCUGGGAAUAAACACAUAUCACUGAGUCACA